Messenger RNA from Alosa sapidissima (American shad), 3807 nucleotides. RefSeq names its product guanylate cyclase soluble subunit beta-2-like. The record is from RefSeq and is a predicted model, not a curated record. The transcript is spliced from 16 exons. The coding region runs from base 355 to 2661 and encodes 768 amino acids. Gene Ontology annotation, molecular function: guanylate cyclase activity; heme binding. Gene Ontology annotation, cellular component: guanylate cyclase complex, soluble. Gene Ontology annotation, biological process: cGMP biosynthetic process; response to oxygen levels. Lineage: Eukaryota; Metazoa; Chordata; Actinopteri; Clupeiformes; Clupeidae.
CAAUGCGGCGACUCGUGCCUCGACAAAUAACUGGGUUCAGCCACUUCUCGUGUGUGUCUGGGAGAUAACUAACAGCGCUCUGAUGAUAAACUUCACCCGCAUCCAUGAGGCAGUUCGACAACCCGAGAUUUCAAGAAUUGUCACUUUUACCCCAUUGACUACAGAACCUGCCUAUUACUCAAAGACGACAUGUUAUUUUUUUCCCUCAACAACGACAACAUAGCCUACCGCAGAUCUUUCAGGAUAUAGGCCUAUUUCUGUGGAAAGGUAACCUAUAUUGACGAAGCUUCAAGAAAAUAAGAUUGAAAAGAUGUGAAGUUUAUGAAGAGGGCUUUAUAAAAUAAAGGAAAAGCAAUGUAUGGAUUUAUCAACACGUGUCUGAAGUCACUUGUGAUAGAAAAGUUUGGAGAAGACACUUGGGACAAACUCAGGAAUGAGGCAGGUGUUCAGGACACCUUCAUGACUUAUGAGGUGUACAAGGAUGACAUAACGAUGAAAUUAGUCUCUGAGGCCUGCAAACUACUUGAUGUGAAAGCAGACAUCGUGCUGAGACAAUUUGGGGAGUACUUCUUUGAGUUCUGUAAGAGGUCCGGAUAUGACCACAUGUUGCGGACCCUGGGAGGAAACCUUUUUGACUUCAUUGAGAAUUUGGAUGCUCUCCAUGGCUACCUGUCUCUCUCCUACAAGGAGAUGAAUGCACCCUCAUUUCGAGUGGAAAAGAACAAAGAUGGCUCUAUGCUUCUGCAUUACUACUCUGACCGUAGGGGUCUCUGCCACAUUGUCCCUGGUAUAAUUGGGGCAGUGGCGAGAGAUUUUUUUAACAGCACAAUAACAAUGGAGAUAGUGGACCACACGGAGGAGCUGGAGAGGACAGCUAAGAAGGAGCAUGUAGUCUUCCUCGUCACGCAGAGACUGGCACUGCCCGAGAGACGUGGUGUAGAUGAUGCCCCGAUGCCCACUACCCAACCCCCAGCCGAAACCCAUCACCACCGCGGUGCCACGUACUUGGGGAAAGAGAAGAAGCAUCAGACUCUUUGCCCCUUCAGGAGGAACCACUGGGAGAUGGUCAGAGGUUUAGUACAUCUUGGAAAAGGGAAACUCCUGAGAGGUUUUGAGCCAGUGUAUCCUGACCAGCUCUUUAUUGACCUGAAGACGUUCUGCAGUGCCUUCCCUUUCCACAUAGUGUUUAAUGAGGAGCUGGAGGUGAGGCAGGCCGGUGUGACCAUCCAGAGGAUUGUCCCGGGCCUGCAGACCAUGGGCAUCCGACUGGACCACUACUUCUGCAUCGUCCACCCAGGGGUUCCCUUCACCAUCCCCAGCAUCUGCACGUUCAUCAACAGCCACUUUGUACUGCAGACGCGCAGGGACAUGAUGCCAGAGUGCUGGACGGACAGGCCCAUGCUGGAGCUUAGAGGUCAGAUGCUGUGGAUGCCCUCGCUGCAGUGCAUGCUGUACUUGGCCUCGCCGCUGCUCCGCAGCCUGCAAGAGCUGGAGGAGCGGAGCAUGCACCUGUCGGACAUCGCGCCGCACGACGCCACGCGCGACCUGAUCCUGCUCAACCAGCAGCGCCUGGCCGAGAUGGAGCUGUCCAGUCAGCUGGAGCGCAAGAAGGAGCAGCUGCGCCUCCUCUCGCAGCACCUGGAGGAGGAGCGCCGCAAGACGGAGGCGCUGCUCUACGCCAUGCUGCCCAAACACGUGGCCAACCAGCUCAAGGAGGGCAAGAGAGUGGAGGCAGGUGAAUUUAAAGAGUGCACCAUCCUCUUCAGUGAUGUGGUGACCUUCACCAACAUCUGCUCCGAGUGUGAGCCCAUUCAGAUUGUCAACAUGCUCAACUCCAUGUACCUCAAGUUUGACCGGCUCACCACAGUACACAACGUUUACAAGGUGGAGACGAUUGGAGAUGCUUACAUGGUGGUUGGCGGUGUCCCCAUCCCUGCCUCUACCCAUGCUGAGCAGGUGGCCAACUUCGCCCUGGGCAUGGUCAUAGCAGCUAAGUGUGUCACUAACCCAAUCACGGGACAGCCCAUCCAGAUUCGGGUGGGGCUACACAGCGGUCCGGUGCUGGCGGGAGUGGUGGGCGAGAAGAUGCCCCGUUACUGCCUGUUUGGGGACACCGUCAACACCGCCUCACGCAUGGAGAGCCACGGAUUGCCAGACAAAAUUCACCUGAGCCCCACAGUAUACCAUGUACUGAGGCAUAAGGGCUUUGAGAUGCUGGAGCGGGGGGAGAUCGAGAUCAAGGGGAAGGGGAGGAUGCGCACCUACUUCCUGGAGAGGAACCUCACUGCCACUGAGAGCCAGAUCAUGGGCCGCCGCCGCAGCCACAGAGUCACAGAGACCAACCCAGCCCUUCAGAGGCAGUGGAUUGACGACUGCCAGACAGCUGUGCCCAUGCAGUAUGGAGAGAGCCCUGCUGAGACGCAGACUCCUCAGAACAGGGAGGCUGCACCCAGAGAAAAGAGCCUCUCAGGUAAGACGCGGGACUCUGAGAGCUACGGCAGCCUGCACAGCGAGGGUCUCUCUGAGGACCAGAGCCCAGCACAGGCGGCGGAGGACAAGAUGACCCAGUCCCCCUCAGCACGGGUCGAGCCCACAGAGCCAGCCCGCUCAGCAACCCACCGGAACAAAGGCCCUCGGACUGCUUUCUGCACCCUGCUGUGAACGUAUGGCUUAUCUGUAUCAGUGUCCUUUUUUGAUUGUUAUUAUUGGCUCAAAAAGCAUUUCAACUCUGCGUAGGUCUUCAUCAGGGAGAUAAAGAGAGAACCUAAGGGUUGAAAUGUUGUUUGUGCCUAUAAAAAACACUCAUAAAAUGAGAGAACAAAAAAACUAAUGCAGACUUUUUUGUGAGAAGAAUCUGCUGAUUUUUUACUCAUCCAUUCCUGCACCAGGCAUGUACGCAAAUGACCCCUUCCUACUGAUGUCCUGCACCAGGCAUGUACACAAAUGACCCCUUCCUUCUGAUGUCUGUGUUUUCACAUCUGUUGGUGUUCUGUUAGAAUCGGGGCCAUUUGGCAGCCGUGAUUGCGAGAGGUGCCAGAAUAGGAGACUCGAAAUGAUAGAUAGAGAGAGGGCACUCAGGGUCAGCUAUAACAUGUCUUCUCUCCGUGAAACAGAAGCUGACUAGGCUACACUCAGAAGAGACAGGACUCCAGAUCGGCCAAGAUUAGAGCCAGGUCCACCCCACAGCCAGUCGCCCUCACAGCAGAUGUCUUGGACAGGAUUUAAGAUCAGUUUGAUGUUUGGAAGUUCACAUGAUUCCCCUACGAAAAAGAGCUAUAGAAUCUUACAGUAUUUUGGGACAAAAUAUUAUUGUAAUCUUACAGUAAUACUAUAUAUUAUAGGAAUCAUAUCAGUAGUAUUUUGGGACAUGCUCUAAAAGUACAAUAACACUGUAUUGUAGGAACACUAUAGAGGAUAACAAUAUUAUAGAGGUAUUACAGAACGUCAUAGAAGUAUUAUACCAAAGAAAUACUACAAAUCUUUGUAAUAUGUAGUAUUACUAUUGUUCUUUUCCAUAAGGGUUCCCAAAAAGCACACUGUAAAUGUCCGCAUGUUUUGUUCUAGAACACACAAAAGGGGUAUGGGAUUGCUCACCUCAGUCAAUGUCAUUGUGGAACAAGUGUUUAAAAUGUCAUAACAACAUGUCUGGUUUAAUGUAAUAUUUUGACUAACUUUUAACUAAAAAUGAAUGAGCUCCCAUUUUGAUCUAGUACAGAGAGAUGUUUCUGCCUUGUUUUUAUGUUAUGAUGAAUUUGCGUUAAAAUGCAGGUCUAUGAUAUAGAGCUCAAAAAUAUCUUUGUAAUACUA